Aplysia californica (California sea hare) is the source of this 1436-nucleotide messenger RNA. RefSeq names its product soluble acetylcholine receptor. Gene Ontology annotation, cellular component: neuron projection; synapse; membrane. Lineage: Eukaryota; Metazoa; Mollusca; Gastropoda; Aplysiida; Aplysiidae. The record is from RefSeq and is marked provisional. Gene Ontology annotation, molecular function: extracellular ligand-gated monoatomic ion channel activity; transmembrane signaling receptor activity; neurotransmitter receptor activity. Gene Ontology annotation, biological process: monoatomic ion transmembrane transport; regulation of membrane potential; chemical synaptic transmission.
GUCGGACAAGCUCACAGCCAAGCAAACCUCAUGCGCCUCAAAAGUGACCUUUUUAAUAGGUCCCCGAUGUACCCAGGCCCCACCAAGGACGACCCUCUGACCGUGACCUUAGGGUUCACCCUCCAGGACAUUGUCAAGGUCGACUCAUCCACGAACGAGGUGGACCUAGUCUACUACGAGCAGCAGAGAUGGAAGCUCAACAGUCUCAUGUGGGAUCCAAACGAGUACGGUAACAUCACCGACUUCAGGACGUCUGCGGCAGACAUCUGGACACCUGACAUCACUGCGUACAGUUCUACAAGACCUGUACAGGUCCUAUCCCCGCAGAUUGCUGUUGUCACCCACGACGGCUCUGUUAUGUUUAUUCCUGCCCAACGCCUCAGCUUCAUGUGUGACCCGACUGGGGUAGACAGCGAGGAGGGGGUUACGUGUGCCGUGAAAUUUGGCUCUUGGGUAUACAGCGGGUUUGAAAUAGACCUGAAAACGGACACAGACCAAGUGGAUCUCAGCUCGUAUUACGCAAGCUCCAAGUACGAGAUUCUGUCAGCUACUCAGACCCGGCAAGUUCAGCACUACUCAUGUUGCCCCGAGCCCUAUAUAGAUGUCAAUCUCGUUGUCAAGUUUCGCGAGAGGCGGGCAGGGAAUGGCUUCUUCAGGAAUCUCUUUGACUAAGUCCAUUUUCCUGUUAAGUUUUCAAAGAUGAGUGCAAAUUUCUAUUGUCGCUUUGUGCCCUUAGUCUAGAGUAAACUAUUUGCUUUAUUGCAUCUCUUCAACUGAGACCGAGAAGUGGAUAUGUCGACCAUGUUGGCCAAAUGCCAGUCAGGUUUUUUUGUUUUUUCCCUCUUUUUUCUUUUUCAUAGAUGAAUGCAGGUGAUUUCCAUCCUGUCUGAAAAUCAUUAACGAUUCCAUCAGAAUUUUGGCCACAACUGCAGUUUACAAAAUGUCUAUGUCUCUGUGUUUCACGCGUGGAUCAAAAUCUUGCAACAGACGAUCAUUUACCGACGUCUGUGGUGUAGCGGUUUGGCGUUUCGCCGUCGCACACAGAAGAUUCAAGUUUGCUUCUCGAGUUUGGAGAGUAUUGCAGCUUUCUGUUAGAACGUUUUUUCCCUCUCAGUUCAGCCCGGAUUGGCCUGCCUGGUAACGCUGAUGCCUUCCUCUUAAAUGAUGUAAUUCUUUUUAAUGGGCUUAAAAAAUUUACAUUAUAAGACAAAAGAAAAACAGAAUAUAGUAAGAUUAUGGAACAUAUCCAUAUUUUGUUUGCGAAGCAAAGAUAUCAGUUAUUGCCAUCUCUCUCUCUCUCUCUCUCUCUCUCUCUCUCUCUCUCAGCUGUCGAGGUUCUAGAACGAGUCUCCAGAUAUGAAUAACUCAUAAUCUAAUUCUUCAUUAACCAGCCUCCUAUUUUGUCAAACAAUUUUCCCCGAAAAGGGAACAAUAAA